This is a messenger RNA of Gongylonema pulchrum, 1113 nucleotides long. Lineage: Eukaryota; Metazoa; Nematoda; Chromadorea; Rhabditida; Gongylonematidae. The record is from the annotation of a GenBank genome assembly.
AUGCCUUGUUUUCAGGUGGUUAUAGUACUGACAACGUUAGCUUCACUGAAAAUACUCUUUGUGGAAACGAAAGAUGAUUUGAAAACGGGCUAUUCGUCCUCCAGUGCUCGCGCUUUCGAAGAGCUGGAAAUUUUCCGAAAGUUCAGUGAUGGCAAGGACCCGGUUGUGGUCGUUGUCUUCGUGAUGGCAAAGGACGGUGGCUCAAUGGCACGGAUUGACCAUUUAAAUGAGACUGUGAAUAUUAUCGACUAUGUGGGCACUCAUUUUCCUGUGAAAAAUCAAACCUACUACCGCAUGUGCAAAAAUUUUUGUGAUGCCAAUGAGCCGAUUCGACAAUUUAGGAAUGGGCUCCUUUUGCACAGUACAAGACACGCUGAAGUUGGCGGCACCGGAGGCGGAAAUACUAGCGACGCCGGUUUAAUCAAUAUAUCAUUUCCAAUCAUGAAAUUUCUUGGCCGUGAUCUUGACUUGUCACCAUACUUUUUUGGUGUUGAUGUAGAUUCAACAAAAUAUCUCAGUGAAACUCUGGGUACAAAUAUUAAAUACGUGAAAUUAGUGGCGCUGCACUUCCGAACCCAACGACCGAGUGAGUGGAGCACCGAUGAUGCACUUCGCUGGGAAAGACUAGUUGGCAGUUACUUUCGAAGUGAAUACAACAGCUCACUAAUUCGGCCAAUCGUAUUUUCAAUAGCGCUUACUCAGGAUGAAGUAGUUCGAGCCGGAUUCGCGUUCAUGCCUUACAUAUCAGUUGGAUUCAUGAUAAUGUUUGCAUUUGCUGUUACAACAGUUAGCGCUGGUUCAGCCUACAUGAAACAAUUCUCGAUACAGAAAAUAAUUUACGCAUUUAUUGGCUGCAUCACACCACUGAUGGCCACAUCAACAGCUCUUGGCUUAUUAUUUUUAUUCGGAAUGCGGCCAGGCUCAAUACUCUGCGUCACACCUUUUCUUGUUCUUGCCAUAGGUGUCGAUGAUGCGUUUCUGAUGAUAAAUGCUUGGAACAGGACGGAAGCUGAAAUGCGCAGCAAAACAGUUGUAUACCCAGCAGUUCGAGACCGGAUGGUGGCAGUGAGCCCUUUCAUGCCAAUUAUAAAAAAAGAAUGGCAAUUUCGUUAA